AUGGCGGCCUCCUGGAUUGCCGUGGGUCGUGUUUAUGUCAGGGGUGUCGUGGGUAGAGGGCUGGAUGGGGGCACACUGGGCUGUGCGGUCCGCAAUGUGGGACGUGUGAGUACACCAAGCUGGAGACAUCACAGCGCUCUGCAGUCCCAGGCCGGAGAGAAGGUCACCCACACCGGACAGGUAUAUGAGGAAAAGGACUACAGGAAAGUAAGAUUUGUUGGGAAACAAAAAGAGGUGAAUGAGCAGUUUGCUAUUCAGUUGAUUGCGGAACAGCCUAUUAAUGAAUCUGAAAACCGAAUUGUAUCAUGUGAUGGAGGAGGUGGAGCUUUGGGCCAUCCUAAAGUAUACAUUAACUUGGACAAAGAAACAAAAUCUGGAACUUGUGGAUAUUGUGGGCUUCAGUUUAAACAGAAGCAUCAUCACUAA
Staurois parvus is the source of this 426-nucleotide messenger RNA. NCBI's taxonomy places the organism in Eukaryota, Metazoa, Chordata, Amphibia, Anura, Ranidae. The record is from the annotation of a GenBank genome assembly.